Leishmania major strain Friedlin is the source of this 2424-nucleotide messenger RNA. RefSeq lists its product as hypothetical. The record is from RefSeq and is a predicted model, not a curated record. The coding region runs from base 1 to 2424 and encodes 807 amino acids. Lineage: Eukaryota; Euglenozoa; Kinetoplastea; Trypanosomatida; Trypanosomatidae. The transcript has a single exon.
AUGUCUGAAAUCUCAUUUAGCGAGAUGAGCCUUCAUGAGGUACCGCUCGCAUCGGAGGCGACCCCGUCCAGCGCCGUGGUGCUGGGCGGCCGCACCGACCUGCGCGUUGGCGACUUUGUUGGCUUUCAGCGCAUCUCGCCAAGCAAGGAGUGGAAGCUGUCCCUCGGCAAGGUGAUCGCCUUGCCGACGGCGCUCACCGUCAAGGUCGCCCAUUUCGACGCGGUUAAUGAGACGACGGUGACGCAGGACCCCAUCUCCGAGCAGAUGGUUCGCCAGAAGGCUGCGGAGACACAGAAGAUGGAUAUUUGGCACAACCGCGAGGCACUGCGGGAGAACCUCGCCCAGGAGUCCGCAAAGGAGAAGGCCGCGACGCAGCGCCUCCUCGCCGCGCGCGACCAGACAGUGACGCGUCAGAUGGCCACCGGCGAUAAAGUGACGGCGUCGCUGGAGAAUCUUGACAAUGCCCGUCGCCGUCUCCGCGAAGUCCCGGUGAAGGAGUGGGGUGCGCUGCGCAGCUCUUACCUUCCAUCCGCCGAGAUUCUCGGCGUGAUGCGCUCCGUCAUGCUCAUCCUCUACGAAGACAGCGUCACUAAGUGGGAGCACAUCCAGGAGGUGAUGCACCGCCAGGAUUUUAUGGAGCGCAUAUUGGGCUGGGACUGCACUGCCACCCCCAUGUCGCUGUCGCGCCGUAAACGGAUUGUUGCGCUGUGCGCCGGCAAGGAUGUGGAGGGCGCUCCUUCGAAGAAGCUCCAUCCCUCAGGCACCCGCUCGCGGUCCCCGUCCCGCCCGCUCGUAGUUGCGGCGAAGAGCACGAACCCGAGCAACGUUGUCAUCCUCGACAAGAACGUUCGCACCUGGAUCAACGCGCAGCUCAGCUGCUCUGAGGCUGCUCGCGAGCAGGAGAUGAUGAUCAACAGCUGCUUUGCCGAGCAGCAGGAGCAGCGUGCGCUGCUGCGCGAGAUCAACGACAUGCGCGUGGGCAUUUCCACCAUAGAGGUGCAGAUGCUGGAGAUGAAGAACGCCAUUCUCGGCAUCGAUGACGCACCGAGGCCGAUCAUGCCGCUCGACGCGUACCCGACCGACACCACCUUCUACAAGCGCACCUACCCGGACGCGGACGGCCGCUUUGUGCAGGAGAUCAUUCUGCGCGAGGCCGUCAUUCUCAACUUCGGCCCCAUAGCCGAGGAGGAUGCGGAGGGCUACGUCCGCCUGAAUUCCGCCCAGGUGGAGCGCCUGCGCGACGCUGUUGUCAGCACCAACGUGCGCCACGACGCGGAGGAGAUGGAGGAGCUGCUGGCCCGAAAGGAGCGCGAAGAGGAGGAGAUUGCCGAGCUCAAGAGCCGUAUCAGCGAGCUGCGCAAUAAAGUGUCGCUCACAGCGGAAGAGGAGGAGGAGCUGGCGCAGCUGGAGAAGCUUCUUGCCGAUGCUGAGCGCCGCCACCACGCAACACUGUCCCGCAUUGCCGACCUGUACGCCUGCGGCCGCGGCGCACGCGAGAUCACGCUGGCCAUUAAGCGUCCCGAGUUCCGCUACACCCGUCUGCACUGCAAGAUGUCCGGUGACUGGGAGACGAUCCUCAGCGACGCGGAGCGCUACAGCGAGAUGAUCGCCGCCUUCUGCGACGACGUGUCCACCUUGCUCAACAUCCCUGCCAGCUACGUGCUCGACAUCGAUACCUGCUGCGGCUCUCUGCUGAUCGACUUCACCGUGAAGCACAGCGGCGAUCUCGACGAUGAGCAGCUUCAGGAUCUUGUCAACAAAGGCUGCUUUUCUGCCCUCUGCAUGUUCUACGAGAAGGUUACGUUCAAGAAGACGUCGCCUCUCAACACGAGCCAACAGCAGCUGGCGUACGAUCUGGAGCAGCGCUUGAAUGGGCCGGCGCCGAUCUCCGGCAUGGGCAUAAAGCAGAUUCUGACAGACUACUACAACGCCGACGGCACGCUUGACGAGGAGUUCAGUGACGAGGUGAAAGCGCACAAGGACUACCGCAAGGCCCUCAUCACGAUUCCGCCUCUCCGAGAGGACUACGACGACGUGACUGUGCGCGGCCCCUUUGAGCAGCACGCCGAGGAUGAAGGCGAGGCGCUGAGUGCGGCGGUGCCGGUGAGCAUCAUGGCGUCGUCGGUGGCGGGUAACCGGAACAAGGGCGAGGAUGAGCUUGCCGGAGCGACACAGACGAGUAUAGAUCUUACCGACACGGGAGCGGCUACGCACGAUAUGACGGAGUCGGCGCCAGCGAUGGAGGUACACAGCCACGACAUGAAUUUGUCCUACAAUCCACAGCCCGCUGUAGAUGCCGCCGCUCCUGCCGCUCCUGCCGCUCCUUCCGUUUCUGCCCCCGCUGAGAACGUGGGGCAGCCCGGAGUCCCCAACACAGACGCGGGCAGCCUUUCCAGGUCGUCUGAAAUGUCUAGGGUGAAUUAG